Prorocentrum cordatum is the source of this 2410-nucleotide messenger RNA. The record is from the annotation of a GenBank genome assembly. Lineage: Eukaryota; Dinophyceae; Prorocentrales; Prorocentraceae.
GUUUCACCCCCCAUGGGAAAGGAGGGGCGCGCCACUUUCAUUGUUCCCGCCGCCUUGGUUCAAGCUGCUGCGGCUGUGGUGCUUCGCCCCAACGCCGCCCGUAGCCGAAGGAGCACGCGAGGUCGCCCGCGUGCACUUCAUACAUAAGAAGCUUACUACCGCCAAUUGAAAUGGCUACACAUCAAGAGGAGCCAGAGUUGGCCAGCAUUUCUACGAACAGUCCUUCCACGUACGGCUCGGUGAAGGACGCCAAGAGCAAUGAGCUCGCCGAGGCCGCCUUGAAGGACGCGCUGAUCCCUGACAAGGCGCCCCCGCAGCUGGGCAUACCAGCGGUGUGCUGGUACAUCCUCGUCGUCGAGCUCUGCGAGCGACUGUCCUUCUACACGUUCGCCGGCUCGCAGGAGUUCUUCCUCGAGCACAUUGGCUUCCCCCUCUCGGCCGCCAGCGCCCUCAACGCCACCAUGUGGACCCUCUGCACCGUGCUGGCCGUCGUGGCCAGCUGGGCGGCGGACGUGGUCUUCGGGCGUUACCACACCAUCCUGGUGUCUGGGCUGCUCUACGCGACAGGCGCCGGGCUGGCUGCGGCGGCGGCCUGGCCCGGCCUCGAGAGCCAGGGCCUAUACUUCCUGGGCAUGCUCGGAUUCAUGCCGAUCGCCACCGCGGGUAUCAAAGCGAACAUCUCGAACUUCGGCGCCGACCAGUACGACCCGAGCCACCCGGGCGCGGCCGCCGGGCAGGAGAAGUUCUUCUCCGUCUUCUACUGUUCCAUCAACGUGGGCGCGGGCCUCGCCUACGGCUUCUUCACCACCUUCGCGGCAAGCGGGGGCCUCGGCGUCCCGAAGAGCUACGGGUACUUCACGGCGUACGCGCUGAUGGCUGCCUGCAUGAUGGGCGCGGUGGGCAUCUGCUGGGCUGGCAGGCGCGGGUACCGUGUGCACCCGCUCCUGAAGCGUUCCGCGUUGGCAUCCACGGCGGAGUGCCUCGUGGGGUGCGCCGCCAGCGGCUCACACAGGGCCGCGAUGGUGUGCUUCGGCGUGCUGCUGCUCUGCAGCAGCAUCGUGCUCUCCGCGAUGGAGUCCCUCAUUCCGAGCAUGGGCAUGCCCAUGAUGAUGGCGGCGUUCUGCUGCGCCGGCGUCGGAGUCCUUGCGGUGACCGUCCUGUGCGUGAACUCGAGCUGGCUGACGACCAGUGUGGACGGCGCUCCCACGGUGGAGGAACAGGACACCCAGAAGUUCAUAAAGCUGUUGCCGACGCUGUGCAUGGGCAGCUUGUCGUUUGGGGCCCUGUACAAUUCCAUGCAGUUCUGGUAUCAGCAGCAGGCCUGCCAGAUGGACGUGCGGCUCGGGUCGAUGCAGCUGUCUGGCUCCUUCUUCAACAUCGCGGACUGCUUUGCGAUCGUGUUGAUGACGCCGGUAAUUUUGAAUUACAUAAACCCGUUCAUGGAGAAAAAGAUGGGCAAAAUCGGGCACGACAUCAAGUUCGGCAUCGGCAUGGCCGUCGCGGGGGUCUCCGUGCUGGUCGCAGCCAAGCUGGAGAUGAUGAGGAAGGCCGCCGCGGUGCUGCCCGUCCAAUCGAACUGCGCCCCGCCAGGCGUUAACAUGUCCGACAUCCAGGGCGCGUGGAUGAUGGUGCCCUACUUCCUAAUGGGCGUGGCGGAGAUCUACACGCAGCCCACUCUGCUGCAUUUCGCCUACUCGCAGAGCCCCCCCUCGAUGCGCACGUUCGCGAUGGCGGCGUCCUUCUUCAUCCAGGCAGUGUCCUCGGCGCUGUUUGCCCUCUUGGUCAAGGCCCUGAGCUCGUACAUCCCGAACAACCUGAACGACGGCCACCUAGAGUUCGGCUAUUACGUGAACAUGGCCAUUGGCCUGGUGCUCUUCGUGCCCUUCGUCAUGGCCCUGAGGAUGCACGAGGAUGCCGAGAGGGCCCAGGCCGGCAGCUCCGCGUAGGCCGCGCAGAUUUGCAUCGACUAGACGUGCGAGUAACCUUUCGACGGAGUGACUUUCGGUGCGGUCUCACCGGGGUUCCCCCGAUCGCUGAGCGCGAUGCGAAAAUGGCUGCUUGCGCGCUUGGAAGUCAACUUGUGCCCCCUCUCAUCCGCGCACGAGAAAGAUCGCUCUUGCCUAGGGUCACCCCUGCGUGUGGCCGAAUGCCAGGCCACAUGUGAGAGGAACCCUUCGCCGGAGCGACCUUUGGUGCGCGGCUUUCGGGGGGCGCGCGUGGGCCGGACCCAGGCACGCAGGCCGCUAUUGUCGCUCCCAACGAUCGGCAAAUCGCGCACCAGGGGUCACUUUUGCUCAGGGGCCAUUCUUGCGUGCAGCCGAUUUCCCUCCUGCGAGGGCCUGCCCCUCCUCUGCGCCCGUUCCUUCGUCUUGCGAUGCUGAGGCGUCCCUCCUCCUCCUCCUCCUCCUCC